UUUUAUUUGAGCUGAGCCCAAAAAUGGUCAACUCGAGAUUUAUCAUCUCACAAACGCCUCGACAACGUGACAGCCUGUUGCACAACACCUGAAUCUAAAGUUCAAGGUAUCACAGGCAGAUCUGGUGUUGUUCAGCCGCCUCUCUGUCACUCGGCUCCACAGGUGCUGACCGAUCUGUUCGUCUGGAGCCAAACCUGCGACAUUUAACGGGACCAUGGGUGAGUGGGGUUUUCUCUCGUCUCUGCUGGACAAGGUCCAGUCCCACUCCACGGUGAUCGGGAAGGUGUGGCUCAGUGUGCUCUUCAUCUUCAGGAUCAUGAUCCUCGGAGCCGGAGCAGAGAAGGUUUGGGGCGAUGAGCAGUCGAACAUGAUCUGCAACACCAAACAGCCCGGUUGUAAGAACGUCUGCUACGACCACGCCUUCCCCAUCUCACACAUCCGAUUCUGGGUCCUGCAGAUUAUCUUCGUGUCGACCCCGACGCUCAUCUACCUGGGCCACGUGCUCCACGUCAUCAGCAAGGAGAACAAGCUGAGAGAAUACAACAACGCCCACUCGGGGGGCUUCAAACAGCCCAAGUACUCCGAUGAAGCAGGCCACGUCAAGAUCAAGGGCAACCUCCUGGGGACCUACAUGACCUCCAUAUUCUUCAGAAUCCUCCUGGAGGUCGCGUUCAUCGUGGGUCAGUAUUAUCUGUACGGCUUCAUCAUGGACCCGAGGAUCGUCUGCUCCCGGGCCCCGUGUCCCUUCACCGUCGAGUGCUACAUGUCGCGUCCCACCGAGAAGACCAUCUUCAUCAUCUUCAUGCUGGUGAUGUCCUGUAUCUCUGUGGUGUUCAACGUGGCGGAGGUCUUCUACCUGUUGUGUGCCCGCUCGGCCCGGCGGAAGUUCAAACUCGCUUCACGUUCUCCCAUCGCGAUCCAACCCCAUUUCAACAGCGACAUGAAGAACGAGAAGAUCGGCCUCCACGAAACCACUUACAGCAAAGCCUGAGGGACAAAGUGAAUAAAGAUGUGUCUCACAGCAGAACGUGGCCUGCAAGGCUACACUGAGGGUUAUUUAUUUAUUUCAGGCUUCAAAAGUUCCUGAAAAUGUAAUUUGGGGACAUAGAUUAUAAUAUAUGUAACAAUUUAAGUUUUGUGCUUUUACAUUGUGUCUUGUGUUGCUGGACAGUUUUUAACACUUCCACCUGCAACUGUCCACUGUGACCUGGGACAACAUGGACUGCAUGUCAGAGGGACCUGACCAAUCACUGCACAGACCUUUGUCUCUGGGCUCACUCACAUCGACCAAAAGCCUUUUUACAUCACUGCCAGCUGUCUUCUUCAUGUGUAAAGGUUUCUAUUUUCAAUAAAAUGUUUUAUUUUCUCCUAAACUGUUAAAGUUUUCAGGGAUUCGCUUUUGAAAGUGUCAAUAUUUUUACAUAUUUUGUACUUAAACAUGACUGCAUGCACAUUGUGCUUGUAACUAAUUGUGAAUUUCAUGAAUUCAAUAAAGUCACUUUUGUGAAA
Molecule: messenger RNA, 1509 nt
Organism: Pleuronectes platessa (European plaice)
Lineage: Eukaryota; Metazoa; Chordata; Actinopteri; Pleuronectiformes; Pleuronectidae
Product: gap junction Cx32.2 protein
Exons: 3
Coding region: 215-991 (258 amino acids)
Biological process (GO): cell communication
Cellular component (GO): connexin complex
Source: RefSeq, a predicted model, not a curated record